Molecule: messenger RNA, 3461 nt
Organism: Harpegnathos saltator (Jerdon's jumping ant)
Lineage: Eukaryota; Metazoa; Arthropoda; Insecta; Hymenoptera; Formicidae
Exons: 11
Coding region: 93-2102 (669 amino acids)
Cellular component (GO): membrane
Molecular function (GO): phosphatidylinositol bisphosphate binding
Source: RefSeq, a predicted model, not a curated record
GACAUUUAUAUCGUACACAUAAAAAUAAAAUUUCAUCUGUUAUAUGCGAAUACGAUAAGAAGUUCAACAGUUGAGAAAAGAUUGGCAACAUCAUGUCUCUGAGCAAAGGAAUAUCCUACGAGGAAGAAAAGAGAAAGAAUCCCGAGCUGAAGGAUUCUGACGUACAAAUAUUGAAAGAUUGGUGCGCGAAGCAACCGCAUCUACCGAAAAUCUCAGACAGUCAGUACGCGUUGUUCUUGCACAGCAAUUAUUAUCGCAUGGAACCGACAAAGAACACCAUCGAGGAAUAUUACACAUCCAGAACUCAUCUGCCGGAAUUUUUCUCCGAUAGAGAUCCGCUUGGAACGAAGAAUUUGCGAGAGGUGUUCAAAGUCACGGCACAGAUAACAUUGUCAACAUGGACGAAGGAUGAUUACAAGAUUGUUUAUACGAGGCUAAUAGAUUACGAUCCAUCGCGCUUUGUCCACAACGACGUUUUAAAAUACUUCACCAUGGUGACAGACCUGUGGUUAUAUCAGGAGGGCACCGCUAAAGGCCACGUGAUUGUCAUUGACAUGGAUAAAGUUACCUUUGCUCACGCCGGCCGCCUCAGUCCAAUAUCAAUCAAGAAGUUUCUUUAUUAUCUGCAAGAGGCUAUACCAAUCAGACUCAUGGGUCUACAUUUUAUUAACAGUAACGCAGUUAUGGAUAUUAUUUUGGCGAUGAUGAAACCAUUUAUGAAGAAGGAAUUGAUGGACAUGUUGCAUAUUCACACCACGAACGAUACAGUGGAGAAAUUUAUACCGGUGGAAGCGCUUCCGUGCGACUGCGGAGGAAAGGGCAGAUCGAUAAAAGAACAGCAGGAGGAACAACUAAAAAAUAUAGUGAAUUAUCGCGAGUGGUUUCUGAAGGAUGAGGCCACGGCUCGUGUGAACGAAGCCUUAAGAGUGGGCAAAAGCAAAUCGGCAACGGAUCUCUUUGGCGUAGAAGGAAGUUUCAAGAAACUCGAAAUAGAUGUUCUCGUCGAUGAUUACGUACUCGAACGUCUCGCGCAAUCUCUGAACGACAUUUCUAUGAGGUUUAUCACAAAACAAAUUCACACGCAUAUCGCUGUUUACGCUGUUUAUAGUGGAGAAAAUAUGCUAUUUGGUAUGCUACUUGUGGAAGAAAAGUUAACGGAAAACAAAUUUAAAUUCUGCGACACGAUGGUGGAACACGUAAUGCCAGUUCGGUAUGUCAGCGUGGAGGACGAAUGCAAACGGAAUCCGGAGUUGAGGAUGUCGGAUUUGCAAAUGUUGAAAGACUGGAUGGACAAACAGCCGCAUCUGCCGGACAUACCCAUACUCUAUAUCGUUAUGUUCUUACACAGCAAUUACUAUCGUAUAGAGCCAACCAAGACCACGAUAGAGAACUUUUUCACCGUGAGGACGCACAUGCCGGAAGUGUUCUCCAAUAGAGAUCCAGUCGCGUGGAAGGAAUUGCGUAAGGCCUUCAACGUCGCAGCGAUCUUUCCGUUGAAGGAAAGAACCAAGGAGGGUUACAUAAUGACUCUCGGCAAAUUUCUGAACACAAACCCGAGUCAUUUCAACUGUGCCGAAUGUCUCAAGUACCUUUUCAUGACAUGCGAAGUGCAAAAUGUGAUGAAGGGCACCAGCCACGGGCUGGUUAUCAUCUUGGACGCUACGGGACUCACCCUAGGCCACAUUGGCCGCAUGAAUUUGAUGAUACUGAAAAAGAUAUUGUUCUUCAUACAAGAAGGUGCUCCGGUUCGACUGAAGGCGCUCCAUGUGUUAAACGUCAUGCCUGCAGUGGAAACAUUAAUGAAUAUGCUCAGACCUUUCGUAAAAACGGAAUUGCUAAGUAUUAUACAUUUUCACUCGAAUAUAGAGAGCGCAAAGAAAUUUUUCCCCAUCGAGGCCUUGCCGAACGAAAUGAGCGGCCGAGCAGGACCUAUCAAUGAUAUGGUUGACGAGCAUAUAAAAUUACUGGAGGAAUUUCGAGCGUGGUUUCAACACGACGAGAAGAUCGGACGGGUGAACGAGUCUUUGCGAGUCGGCAAAUUUCAGGCGGGGGACGGCCUGUUCGGCAUGGACGGUAGCUUUAAGAAGCUCGAAAUAGACUAAAUCGGCACAAAGUGACGUAGAGUGUCGCACACUAUACUCUAAUAUCCAUUGUUUCAUGGUUCUCUUAACAAAUUACUCAUAAGUUUUGCCCAUGGAUCACGCGGCUUUACGCGGAGACCAGAAGGCAGAGGAGGAUGUGUUAUGUAACGGUAGAGUUCAAUAUUUCUCCUAUGUAAUAUAAAUAUUAGUCUUGUCGCAUGGCUGGCGUGCGUGUGCAAUUGUUCGGAUGCCAAUAAUAAUUGUCACACGAUUAAGCACUGCUACCGACGAUAUUGUAUUAUUACUUCUUGUUAUCCGCCAGAUUAUGCGUUCGUAAGAUUUAAUGAAGUAUUUCUUCGCGGUUCUUUUGUGUGCCGUAAAGAUGCGCCACGGGGGCACCUUACCGCACGUGCACGGUUGACGGUCACGGUCGCAACGUUAUCAUUUCGCGCAUGCUAUUCCAAUGACGAUUAGUUUACAACGCAAAUUAGACACUCGUAUAUAAAGCUGAAGGAGUGAAGAGGCGCGUCCGACAGUGCUCGCCAGUUCUCUGUACUGUUCGGUACCCAGUAUCCUUACCCUUGACAAAAACCAGGAAAACAAAAAAGGGAAUAAAGGAAAAAAAGAGGGAAAAAAAGAUCGCGUUAAAAAUACCUUUCGAAUACCGUCCGCAAGAAGCGAUUCGAACGAAAGUGAUUUCUCACACACAAUAAAUAAGAUACAUUUUCACUCAUCGUUGGAAAGCGCAUCCAAAUACGUUUCGGUGAAUGAGCUGCGGUGAAUGAAGCGGGCGGAAAGGCUGGUUCUAUGUACGAGCUGGCCCAGAUUCAAAUAAAGAAGCUCGAAGAGUAUCGCGAGUGGUUUCUAAUGGACGAAACGAACGGACGUGUAGACGUGAAGCGAAACGACUUGGUAAGAGUAAGUCGGCGAGCGACUUGUUUGGUGUGGACGGCAGCUUUAAGAAACUCGAAAUUGACUGACGCAGACUUAUUCAUCCGGUAUGCAAUUAUAACUAUAUAAUCCAUAAUCGCAACUUCUUCGCCAGUUGUAAUAUGUUUCUCAUGUUCUCCGUGUGUACCUCGCAUAUUACAAUGUCAUUUCUGAUGAGUCAUAUUAGCAUUAGCAUCUAGCAUUAUGCAAGAAAGAAACGAGCGUUCAAAGAACAAGACCCCUUACGUAAGAAGGUCGCGGUAGUAGAAAUACAUUAACAUUUCCUGUACUGCUUAUAUAAAAAGUAUCUUAUAAAAUUGCAUUAUACAAAAUGUCCGAUUAAUGAAUUAUUUAUAUAUGAAGCUGUACUAAAAUAGAAUAAUUACGAGUAGACAGCAUUGGAAAUUGGAAGAUUUCACUGAAUAAAUACUUCCUUGAUAUUGCCUACAA